This is a messenger RNA of Mytilus californianus (California mussel), 2049 nucleotides long. RefSeq lists its product as uncharacterized. The record is from RefSeq and is a predicted model, not a curated record. Lineage: Eukaryota; Metazoa; Mollusca; Bivalvia; Mytilida; Mytilidae. The transcript has 3 exons. The coding region runs from base 101 to 1423 and encodes 440 amino acids.
GUUAUUCCACGGAAGGAUAGCUCAGAAAUUGCGGAAGAAUUUCUCACACGAGUAUGAUGAAGUGAAUUUUCAUAAGUUUUAUUGAAAAAAGGCAAUUAAAAUGAAGGGAGAUAUUGUUCUGGUGACUUUUGUUCUAUUUCUGUGUUAUUUUUCCGUUGAUGGUAGUGGCUAUUUAAAAAAUCCGGCGGCCCGUAACUCUAUUUGGAGAUAUUUUGGAGCUGCAUCAUUUGCUAACGAUAUUGAAGCGAAUCAUGAUGAUAUGAACGUAAACUGUGGCGGCAAAUUUGUUAAAGACCACAAUGACCUAUCACAGAAAUGCGGACUCUGUGGAGAUCCUAAAAACGGACCGCUUGACCACGAAAAUCCGGCAAAAUAUGCAAAAGGAUAUGUUACCCAGGUGUAUCAUGAAGGCACUACCGUCAAUAUUACAGUUACCGUGACGGGAAAGAAAGAAGGGGGAUUUUUUAUGAUGGAUCUCUGUUGUCCUGCUAGCCCUUCUCAAGUUACAGAGCAAUGCUUUAACCGUCUCAUAUUUAAAGAUACCAAUUCAAAUACACUUCCAAUCAACAACUUCGAAGGAGAUGGGUCAUUCGAAGUAAUACUUCCACCUGGAGUGACCGGUGAUCAUUGUGUGAUGCGAUGGAUUUGGAUAACAGCCAACGAAUACAGUUGCGACCCGACAGGACUUUGUGGAGUGGGAUACUGGGAGCAACCCGCUUUUGUAAAUUGUGCAGACGUAAAUGUUUUGGCUACUGGAGAACCAAUACCACCAGAUUUCGAGUAUCCCGAUUACACAUCGACCUACGGUUCAAUCAAUGGAGGCGGUCAUAAUGGGACUUCAUCGUCGACACCUAUCCCAACUGACUUGUCAAGUGUUCCAAUUGGAGGCUCUUCAACAACAGUAGCAACUACUACAAUGUCCCCAGGCUCGACGACAACUUCCAUUGGAAUAUCAAUUGUUACCGUCGACCCUACAGGCGUAACGGGAACUACUGAUACGCCACCAAGCACCCAAGGUCCUAUUGUUGGCCCAGUUGGUCCAGUUAUUGCCUCUUCUGGUUUAGGUCUCCCAAGUUUUGGAUUUUUUGCACCGUUUCUACCAUUAGGGUUGCCGGUUUUGGCAAAGUUUGGUCUUGGCUGGUGGGCAAAUAGACAGGCAGGCAUUUCACCACGUGUUAAUAUUCCACCGCCCCCUGGUCCCAUUGUUUAUGAGCCAAUGCCGCUCUUUGGAGGUCCUGCCUAUGUUCCAGCACCUGUUCCGGUAACAAAACAUUACAAGGGUUAUGGGAAAUCGGAAAGUGUACAUGGAUAUGGAAACAAUUAUAAUAGCUAUAAUGGUAACUAUGGCAACAACAAUUAUGGAUACAACCGUAACCAUGGUAGCAGUUAUGGUAGUGGCAACUACAACGGAAAGAAAAAGUAAAAAUAUGUUGUUAUGGAUACAACCAUAUUCUUCUUGAAAAAUUAUAAGAAUACUAUAGGUAUCUCAAAUACAGGGAAUAAGGUUAGAUGUUUUUUCAUGCAAUGUGUGAUAAUUGAAAUCUCGAAUUUAUAUGAAAUUUUGUAGUAUAAUUCAUGAUAUGUAAAAAAAAAUCGUUUUUAGCUGCUUAAGUUAUUCUUGGUGUUUAUAAAUUAUUACUUUAUUGAUUAUGGAUUAUUAUGUGUUAUAUUAAGCAUUAUGCAUAGCCCUGUUUUUGGUUUUCAAUAAUUUGAAAUUUAAAAACCAAUACCGGCCCUUUUGUUGAUCAGUUAUCACGUACUGUUACCAUAUCUAUUAACCAAUUAUGUUCUUAUCUAGAGAGGGAGAACAGGAAUUCAUAAAUAUUCUAUAUAAAAAAUUCUAAUAAAUGGUUCUUUCAAAUAUGAUUAAUAUAAAUAUUAAACAUAAAAAUAACGUUUAAUGUGGCAUAAGUUUUACAUAUUUCUUCUUUCUUCUAUCUUUAGUCCUAAAAAAAUAGACCACUUCCUCUCCGCUGCUCCUAAAUAAGAAAAUGAUAGCUGUACUUGUUUGUUAUUGUAUAUAGGGUAAUAAAGAGAUAAUAUAGAUGA